UUCUGUUUGUUUACUCGAGAAGCAGCAUUAUGCCCGACCCAGCCAAGACCGCGCCCAAGAAGGGAUCAAAGAAAGCCGUGACCAAGACGGCCGGCAAAGGAGGCAAGAAGCGCAGAAAGUCCAGGAAGGAGAGCUACGCCAUCUACGUGUACAAGGUCUUGAAGCAGGUGCACCCUGACACCGGCAUCUCAUCCAAGGCCAUGGGCAUCAUGAACUCCUUCGUGAAUGAUAUUUUUGAGCGCAUCGCCGGUGAGUCUUCUCGUCUGGCUCAUUACAACAAGCGCUCCACUAUCACCUCCAGGGAGAUCCAGACCGCCGUGCGCUUGUUGCUUCCCGGCGAGCUGGCCAAGCACGCCGUGUCCGAGGGUACAAAAGCCGUCACCAAGUACACCAGCUCCAAGUGAAGCGCGUUACCGCCGUCUUCAUCAACCCAACGGCUCUUUUAAGAGCCACCCACUUUCCAUACAAAGAGUAAUUUUCUCUCUUUCGUUUUCUCUCUCGCUGUGUGUGUGUGAGAGAGAGCGGGAGGGGAACUUCUGAAGCGCUGCACUCCCGCGGAUGUUCAGGCUUUUUGGUAAUUAUAGCAGUCUGCUAAAUGCAGAGAUGAGUAAAUCUAAACAGGGUUGUAGCACGGUUUCGGGGGUUGUAUAAUCUGAGCAAUGCAAAAUGGGACGUUAGCAGCACAAAGUUAUUUGUAUUAAGAUUGUACCAACAGGAAGUAGUUGAAAAUGGUUUUCUACUAGCACAUAAUCAUUCUACAUCAGGGGUGCCCAAACGUUUUCCUGUGAAGGGCCAAAAAUCAAACUUGAUUGAGGGCUGUGGGCCAAAAGUAAAUGUUGCAUUAUACCAAACUGUAUUAUAUUAAAAUUAAAGUUGCCAUGGUUCUUAUUUAUCAUUUCAUAAUAUUUACAAAUAAAUAAAUUAAUAGAAAACGUUAGUCUGUAUCUGCUUCACUAAUGCAGUUUUAUUUUCAGAGUUCUAUAGUUCAAUGAAACUUAUAGUAUAAUUAAAACAUAGAACCAAUCCCAUUUAUAAUACAUGUUCAAUACCUCAUACAACUAUUCAAGCUAUAAGCAAUACAGCCACAUGUCUGCAAUAUCAGUGACCUCUAAUGAGACACAUGAAGCUGGUCCUUAUUUUUCAAAAGUAUUUCCAAAUUGGGAUGCAGUGGACUUACUGUCAAAGUCAGGAUAUUAUGGUGGUGAGAGUCAGUUACUUUGCA
Ictalurus punctatus (channel catfish) is the source of this 1222-nucleotide messenger RNA. RefSeq names its product histone H2B-like. Gene Ontology annotation, cellular component: nucleosome. Gene Ontology annotation, molecular function: DNA binding; structural constituent of chromatin; protein heterodimerization activity. The record is from RefSeq and is a predicted model, not a curated record. NCBI's taxonomy places the organism in Eukaryota, Metazoa, Chordata, Actinopteri, Siluriformes, Ictaluridae. The transcript has a single exon. The coding region runs from base 30 to 404 and encodes 124 amino acids.